Messenger RNA from Siniperca chuatsi (mandarin fish), 1365 nucleotides. It is a transcript of the gene cdpf1, whose product is annotated as cysteine rich DPF motif domain containing 1. The record is from RefSeq and is a predicted model, not a curated record. Lineage: Eukaryota; Metazoa; Chordata; Actinopteri; Centrarchiformes; Sinipercidae. The coding region runs from base 70 to 423 and encodes 117 amino acids. The transcript is spliced from 3 exons.
AACAAUAUGGCUGCACUCAAUAUGAAAACCAGGAACUAACUAACUUUUUCUGCUCCUCUUCCAUGAACGAUGGAGCACACUACAAGUGAACCCCCUCAAAAAACCUUUACUUGCCAGUUGUGUGGUUUAAGUAGCCCUUUUACUUACUACGGCCAGAAACCACCAAACACCAGAGCCAUUGUGUUGCUUGAGGAGUGUUUUGUGACCAGGGACCCCUUCAGUCCGGACAAGGAAAAGUUUCUUGUUUUGGGCUCUAACUGCAGCCUCUGCAGCAUGUGUGUCUGUGUUGGAUCGGACUGCAGUAUUUUCUACACCAAGAGGUUCUGCAUACAGUGUGUGAACAAGCACUUGGACCAGUUCCCCCAUCAGAUUCAGGCCGAGCUGGCCAAGAAGAAGCAGAGCUUCAAGGCUGCCGUCUCAUGACACCAGACAAGAGGUCCAUAACCUGCUCACCAAUAGAAGACAAAUGUCUGAAUGGUUAUAUAACCAGUCCCAAAUGUGUCAGGGUGCUUUACCAGCACUCUUUUAUCAAACCCAUACUGGACCAAACUGCAAAAACACCACACAUCCUGUAAUUUAUUAGCAUAGCUCUGGGUUAUUAUUAUAUUGGUGGGAAAUGAACACCACACAUCAGAAAAAUACUAGUUUAUUCUUGUGCCCGUAAAGUUGACCUGCUGUAUUAGCCUAGAGGGUGUUAUUUGUUUCUAGAGAGUUUUAUAGAAGCAAGCAACGGGUGUGACUAGUGUUGCUGGAUCCCCUGUCGGAUUGUGGUUGCAGGCUUAGAAUCAGACCUGCUGGUUUGCAGCAAUAAAAAAUGGCUCCCACUACUGAUUCUGAAUCUGAUGCCAUGAACUGUAUGUUCAUAGUUGCCCUGCAGUUGCUCUAAAUUUUCUGUUUACAAAUAUAUAUAUAUAUAUAUUAGAGGCACAUUAACAUUUCCAAAAAAUGUGGGGAUAAAGGAUAAAAGUGUCAGACUUGGAGCACAUUUUCUGUCAUUAUGGCCCUUUGCUAUAUUAAUUAAUAAAGAGACCAUGGCUCAUUGCUUGUCCAGCCCAAUUCUACAACUAUUCUAUGCAACACGAUUAUUAUAACUAUGUAUGACUCAAAAGAAGAUGUGGAAAUAAUAGCAUUUCACAUUUUUAUUACUUUUGAGCAACACAUGGUAACAGUAACAUUUAUAUGACUAAUUCUCUAACUACAGACACAUGUUUGUGUUGACAGUGGCACCACCUUUUUAAGAGUGCCUCACUGUUAUCUCUUUCAUUUCUGCGUCCAUGGUCAGAGGGUUUGCUGCUGACUUCUGUCGAGUCCAUUUUUUCCCCCUGUGUUAUCUUAAACUAUAAAAAGAUACAUACUGUGACCUUU